Molecule: messenger RNA, 216 nt
Organism: Perkinsus marinus ATCC 50983
Lineage: Eukaryota; Perkinsozoa; Perkinsida; Perkinsidae
Product: autophagy 8i, putative
Exons: 3
Coding region: 1-216 (71 amino acids)
Source: RefSeq, a predicted model, not a curated record
AUGCUCUGCGGUGAAUUCAAGUACAUAGUACAUAAGAGUAUCUUUAGGCCUGAUACGGUUGAUGCGCAUUCGGAAGAAAACGGCAGAGAUGCGGCAAUUAAACACUCGUCUAACGAGACUAUUUACCUUUUUGUUGGGAAGAACGUCGUGCCCAAAACCGGGGAUACUAUGAACGAAUUAUAUGAGAAGUUCAAAGAUGAGGAUGGUUUUCUGUAA